Dichotomopilus funicola is the source of this 1986-nucleotide messenger RNA. Its product is annotated as ANTH domain-containing protein. The record is from RefSeq and is a predicted model, not a curated record. Bases 1 to 1986 code for a protein of 661 amino acids. NCBI's taxonomy places the organism in Eukaryota, Fungi, Ascomycota, Sordariomycetes, Sordariales, Chaetomiaceae. Gene Ontology annotation, molecular function: phosphatidylinositol-4,5-bisphosphate binding; clathrin heavy chain binding; SNARE binding. The transcript has 4 exons. Gene Ontology annotation, cellular component: clathrin-coated pit; clathrin-coated vesicle. Gene Ontology annotation, biological process: clathrin-dependent endocytosis; clathrin coat assembly; vesicle budding from membrane.
AUGGCGAGCUCGUUCGAGAAAUCGGUGAAGGGCGCGACUAAAGUGAAGGCCGCGCCCCCAAAAACAAAAUACAUCGAGCAUAUCCUCGUCGCGACACACGCCGGCGAGGCCGGUGUUGGAGAAGUGUUCCGCGCGCUGCAACACCGUCUCCGCGAUUCAACAUGGACUAUCGUCUUCAAGAGUUUAAUCACGGUCCACCUGAUGAUCAGGGAGGGCUCGCCGGACGUGACGUUGGGUUAUCUCUCGAAGCAUAGGAAUAUGCUGGCCGUGAGCGUGUUUUCCGAUGCGCAAACCCAGGGCCGAAAUAUCCGUCACUACUCGAAUUACCUCUCCGAACGGUCGCGCGCCUACCGAGAAACGAAGGUUGAUUGGGUGCGGAAUAAGGAGCCUCGGUUGGAGAAGCUGAGCGUGGAGAAGGGCUUGUUGCGGGAGACCGAGACGGUCCAGCACCAACUCACCGCACUGCUCAAGUGUGACGUGAUGGAGAAUGAGCCAGAAAACGAGAUUACAAUCACGGUCUUUCGACUGCUCGUUUUGGACUUGCUAUCCCUCUUCCAGGCCUUGAACCAGGCCUUGAUCAACAUUCUUGGGCACUUCUUUGAAUUGUCUAAAACCGAUGCCGAGAGGGCCAUGGUGAUCUACCGAACGUUUACGAGACAGACCGAUUACGUUGUGCAAUACCUUAGCGUUGCCAGGCAAUACGAGCACCACACGAGGGUCGAGGUCCCGAAGCUAAAGCAUGCUCCCGUCAACCUUGGCCGGCAACUUGACGAAUACCUGAAGGAUCCGGACUUCGAUGUCCAUAGGAGGCAGUAUUUGGCGGAGCAAGAAGCCAAGAAGGCAAAGAGCGGCUCCUCAGGGGCAGGGAAGGCGAUCAAAUUCGACUUGAACAAAUCGACUGCAAGCACCAGCACGAGCGAACGGGCACCGCCAGCACCUGCUAAAGUAGAACCACCGAAGGGCCCCGAUGGCGAUCUGAUCGACUUCUUCGAGUCCAUCGAGCUGAAGCAGACCCCAAUGGCCGUCCAGUCGCCACCUCAGCCAGAGCAGCAGCCCCAGCAGCAGCCACAACAACAGCCACAAGCGCAGGUGCAGAUGGGCAUGUCGCCCUGGGGCCCGACGCCGUUCCAGCCCCAGCAACAAUUGCCUCAACUGCAGACCGGGUUUGCUCCCCAACAACCUAAUGGCUUCCAAGCCAGUGCUCCGUUUCAACCACAGGCCCAGACCGCAUUUUCUCCGACGCAACAGACUCCUCAGCAGAUGCAACCGGCCUUCACCGGUGCCGGAUACGGUGGAUUCUCUCCCCAGCAACAGACCGGUUUCCAACCCAGCUCCCUGCCUCCGAUCCCGCAGAACAAUGUUGCCAGCUUCCAGAAUCCCGUGCCGACCGGCUUCCAAGGCGGCCUCCAAGCCCCACAGACGACUAACCCCUUCCGCCAGUCCAUGCUCAUGAACCAGCAGACCGGUUCUCCGUUUGCGCCCGCAACCGGGGCGUCAAAUCCUCAGCAGCAGCAACGCCCAGCCACAAGCCAAUCUACCAACCCGUUCGCCCGCUCCUCCCCCCAAGCCACGCAACCCUUCGGCACCCCAACUUCUAACUCCCCCUUCCAGCUCGCUCAGCAGCCUCAACAACAGCCCCAGCAACAACAACAACCUUUCCAGCAGCCCCAACAACCGCAGCAGCAACAGCAACAACCCACCCCACCGCCCUUACAACAACCCCUCCAAACCGGCACCAACCCCUUCGCCAAAAACUUCGCCACCGCCGCCCCGCCAACCCAGCAGCAGCAGCGACCCGUCACGGCCGGCGGGAUCCUGUCGCAACCGACGGGUAGCACCAACCCGUUCCGACAGGGCGCCUUUGUUAACCACACGACGGGCCUUGGGUGGCAGCAUAACCAACAGGCGAUUGGGGGUGGGCUGGAUCAGGUUGAGACUGUGCCUGUGUUUCCUAGGCCGGCGCAGCAGACGCCUUGGCAGCAGUGA